Molecule: messenger RNA, 1046 nt
Organism: Dryobates pubescens (Downy woodpecker)
Lineage: Eukaryota; Metazoa; Chordata; Aves; Piciformes; Picidae
Gene: ECHDC3
Product: enoyl-CoA hydratase domain containing 3
Exons: 5
Coding region: 2-883 (293 amino acids)
Cellular component (GO): mitochondrion
Molecular function (GO): hydro-lyase activity
Source: RefSeq, a predicted model, not a curated record
UAUGGCAGCUACCAAGCUGUGGCGGGUGAAGAGGCCCCUGGCCGCGGCCUUUAGCAGCGGCACAGCGGCGAGACCCGGGCAGCCGCCCCCGCCGGAGAAGCUGACGGUCCGGCGUCAGGCAGGGGGGAUCCGCAACAUAAUCUUGAGCAACCCCAGGAAACGAAACGCCCUGUCGCUCUCCAUGCUGCAGUCCCUCAAGGAGAACCUGCUGUACGACGUCAAAAGCAAAGACCUGCGAGUUAUCAUCAUUUCAGCUGAAGGACCUGUCUUUUGUUCUGGUCAUGAUUUAAAGGAACUGGCAAGUGAAGAUGAUGUGAAGCAUCAUUCCCAAGUGUUUGAAAUAUGUGCAGAGGUUAUGACUUUAAUCCAGAAACUACCAGUACCAGUGAUUGCCAAAGUAAAUGGCUUGGCUACAGCAGCAGGCUGUCAGCUUGUGGCAAGCUGUGACAUUGCAGUGGCAAGUGAGAAAUCUCAAUUUGCUACUCCCGGAGUAAACAUUGGACUGUUCUGCUCCACACCAGCUGUGGCCUUGGGCAGAUCUCUCCCAAGAAAGGUGGCAUUACAGAUGCUCUUCACAGGAGAACCUCUUUCUGCCCAAGAAGCAUUAAUGCAUGGGCUUGUCAGCAAGGUGGUACCAGAAGACAAGCUGGAAGAAGAGACCAUGAAAAUCUCUCAGAAGAUAUGUGAAAGCAGCAAAUCCAUACUGGCACUGGGGAAAGCCACCUUUUACAGACAGAUUACCCAGGACCUUGAUACUGCUUACAAAAUGACUACUCAGGUCAUGGUAGACAAUUUGACAUUAAGAGAUGGGCAGGAAGGUCUUGAAGCCUUUAUUCAGAAACGCAAGCCUGUCUGGUCACACUCUCAGGAUGAGAAGAAAUGAAUCUUAUUUCUAAGCUCACCUUAGCUAUGCAUUAUGACUCUGCACACAGCUGCCUUUGAGAAAUUCAUUUUUGUUCUUACUGGAAACUAAAUUUCUCUUCUUGUAUAUGCCAAAGACACAAUGAAUUUAUUCUAAGUAUAUAAUAAAUGCUAAAGAAAAUCAA